CACUAACGUAAUCAUAUUAAUUUUGUAUCAUAAAACUUUUCUUAUCAAAUAACUAUGAAUAAAUGAUUAUGUUCUAACUAUUUCAAACGAAAGAAGUCAUCAAUAUGUGGCAGUUACUACACAUGAAUUCCUGUCAAGCUAUACGACAAAGGUUACUUCCGGUUAAGAAUUAUAGUUACUUUACGAAUUUUGUGAAAAACAAACCAUCGGACGCUGUAAAACGAUAUAUUUCAAAUGUAAAAAAUUCAGCCGAAAAAGAUGUCAAAGGAGGUGUUUUAUUACUCUGUAGCCCGUGGAAGCUGGGCACUGGCGUCAGUUUAGGGUUAGCUGCACGAUUGUUUUAUAGUAGUGGUAUUGUACAUUGUAAAGCGAACCUCACUCGGGUUAUACAACGAAGGCCAAAUAUAAAUGAUGAUAGUGCUAAGUUUGACUGGAAGAGGUUUUGGGCGUAUCUUCUGCCACAUAAAUGGCUAUUGGCAGCAGCUGUUGCUUCGGCUCUUGCUGUAGCGUUCCUAAACGUCUACAUUCCAGCAAUGUUGGGUGUUAUCGUGAAUAUACUGGCUGGCAUGAGAACGAAUCCCACUGCAGAUUUUAUUGAAGAAAUUAAGAUGCCUGCUUUGAAAAUGGUUUCAUUGUACAUUGGACAGGCAAUAUUUACAUUUUUCUACAUUCACCUGUUAGCUCAAGUCGGUGAAAGAGUUGCGGCUCAAAUGAAGCAAGAUCUGUUUAUUUCGAUUCUGCAACAAGAUUUGUCAUUCUUUGACCAAGAGAGAACUGGCGAACUAGUCAAUAGAAUAACUGUAGAUGUACAGGACUUCAAAAGCUCCUUCAAACAAACAAUCGCAGGUGGUUUGAGAGCCAUCACCCAAGUGAUAGGUUCUGCGGUGAGUUUGUUAGUGAUCUCACCACAUUUGACGGGACUGACCUUGUUGUGCGUACCAUCAGUGGUGGUGGGAGGAACAUUUAUUGGUUCCUUACUUAGGAAACUUUCCAGAGAAGCCCAAGCACAGAUGGAAAAAGCAACCCUAGUAGCAGAAGAAGCAAUAGCCAACAUGAGAACGGUUCGUGCUUUUGCUGGAGAGGAAAACGAAGCCAAAUACUUUGCUCAGGAAUGCAAUACUGCAGCCGAUCUAAGUAUGGAGCUUGGACUUGGUGUGGGUUUGUUCCAAGCUGGGACCAACUUGUUUUUAAAUGGUAUGGUUCUGGCGACCAUGUUCCUCGGUGGUCACCUGAUGUCAACUGGUCAGAUGACAGCCGGUGACGUCAUGGCGUUCCUGGUAAACGCUCAAACAGUCCAGCGAUCAGUUGCACAAUUGUCGCUGUUGUUCGGGUCGGUUGUUAAAGGUCUCAGCGCUGGAGGAAGGGUUUUCGAGUACAUAAACAAAGAGCCCUUAAUGGAUACAUCAGGCACGAAGACGAUUAAGUACCACGAAUUCCACGGUGAUAUUGAAUUUAAAGAUGUUACAUUUUCUUAUCCAACGCGACCUGAAGCGGUUGUCCUGAAUAACUUCAAUUUGAAAAUACCGGCUGGUAAAACUGUAGCUAUCGUUGGUACAUCUGGUAAUGGAAAAUCAACUAUCGCUGCUUUAGUAGAAAGAUUCUAUGAUGUAAACUCCGGUUCAGUGAUGAUAGACAAUAUCGAUAUCCGAGAGUUUGAUUGUCGCUGGCUUCGGGGCAGAGCCCUAGGGCUUAUCAGUCAAGAGCCAGUCCUAUUUGCGACCACUGUUAAGGAGAAUAUCAGAUAUGGACGCCCAGAAGCUAGUGACGCUGAGGUUUACCAAGCAGCAAAAACGGCGAAUGCUGAUGAUUUUAUCCGUGGCUUCCCCGACGGGUACAACACUAUGGUAGGGGAACGAGGAAUGUCUCUGAGUGGAGGACAGAAACAGAGAAUCGCCAUAGCGAGGGCAGUUCUAAAGAAUCCACCCGUUAUGAUUUUGGAUGAAGCAACUAGUGCCUUAGAUUCUGCGAGUGAGAAAGUUGUUCAAACAGCAUUAGAAACAGCAUCGAAAGGUCGUACAGUGCUCGUUAUAGCGCAUAGAUUAUCCACGAUCAUGAACGCUGACCUUAUCGUUGUAUUGAGUAAGGGGAAAAUUAUUGAGAUGGGUACACAUGACCAGUUGAAGAAAUUAAAAGGUCACUAUUGGAACCUCAUCAAGCAACAGGAUCAAAAUUCUGACAAUCCGUCCAAAACAUUAUGAACGGAAACAGAAAUGUAUUAAUACCAAUUUAGUCAAUUUACGAAGCUGCACGCUGUUAUACAGAUUAGUUCUGCCUUUAUUUAAAUACCAUAGACAAUAUUAACGUUUUAAACUAUAUUUAUUUUCCUGAAUAUUGAGGGUCUUGCUAAAAUUUUUGAGUAAUUGAUCAAUCUCUCAAAAGUUCUUUAGGUAAGAAAUACUUGUAUAUUGGUAUAGAAAAUAUUUUUAAUCAAAUAGUUCAAGAUGGCUAUGCAUUUUGGGAAUAAUCUGGACGAUUUAUAUUAGCAUUUUUUUUAAUUUAUUUAUUUAUAUGGUAGAGAAAGAUUUUAAAUAAAUCAUGUUAAAACAAAUAUGGUGAUAGGGGAGCGAAAAGCCUUAUAUUUAUAGUUUUUGUGUUAUAACUUCUGAUUUUAAUUUCAGUGUAAAAUAUAUAUCUCUUGACGUGAUAUAAAAUGACAAAAAUAAAUCUCGUUGAAACUAGUAAAGUAAAAAGUUUUUUCGUUUCAUUAAAACGUUCCAUAAUUUACGUUGCAAUCUAAUUCGAUCCGAAAAUUUACCGUGCAUAAAAGGUUUUACUUCAAUAAUUUGGAUAGUUUUUAUUCUCAUUUAUGUUGACUUACUAAUUCAAUGAUAGCAGGAGUAAAGAUAAAAAAAAAACUUAGAUUACACUACAAUCAGAUCUAGAUUAUGAAUAUGUAUUUAUUUAUAAUACAUUAUUUGCCUUAAAUACUUAUAUUAACUUUAUUACUAAAUUUACUUCCAAAGUACCGAUAGCAUCAUCGCUGACUGCCAUUUUUGCACGCAUCCAUAAUGUAUACCAUAGAUUAUUCAAGAUUUCGAGUGUCAUGAAAUUUCAAGAUCAAAUUUGUUUAUUUAUCGUGACUCUGAAAUAGACUAUAUUUAUAAAAGCUAAUUGAUAUCAUAAACAUGUUUCAAUCAAUCAACAGCCAAUCAUUUUCCACUGCUGAAUAUAGGCCUCUCCCAUGGUGCGCCAAAGCUCCCUGUCCUCCGCCUUCCGCAUCCAGUUGGUGCCCGCCACCUUUUUAAGGUCAUCGACCACCUGGCUGGAGGGCGCCCUACGCUGCGCUUGCCGAUUCGUGGUCUCCACUCUAGGACUCGUCUGCUCCAAAAACAUAAAAACAUGUUUAAUAAAUACAAAUUAUGUGUACAUAGCAAAUAUCAUAAGUUAAGUAAAAUGUAUGUGAAUUUUAAAGAACACCAAUUUUUUUUUAACUUAUAUACAUUUUAAGAUGAUAAAGUAUAUGUAUUAUUUUUACACUGAUGCUUUGAUGAUGUUGUUGACAUGUGAUUUGUUAUAGUUUAUUUAUAAUG
Nymphalis io (European peacock) is the source of this 3530-nucleotide messenger RNA. Its product is annotated as mitochondrial potassium channel ATP-binding subunit. Gene Ontology annotation, molecular function: ABC-type oligopeptide transporter activity; ATP hydrolysis activity; ATP binding. Gene Ontology annotation, biological process: transmembrane transport. Gene Ontology annotation, cellular component: membrane. The record is from RefSeq and is a predicted model, not a curated record. The coding region runs from base 105 to 2198 and encodes 697 amino acids. The transcript is spliced from 14 exons. NCBI's taxonomy places the organism in Eukaryota, Metazoa, Arthropoda, Insecta, Lepidoptera, Nymphalidae.